This is a messenger RNA of Arthroderma uncinatum, 780 nucleotides long. RefSeq lists its product as uncharacterized. The record is from RefSeq and is a predicted model, not a curated record. The coding region runs from base 1 to 780 and encodes 259 amino acids. The transcript has 5 exons. Gene Ontology annotation, molecular function: protein binding. Lineage: Eukaryota; Fungi; Ascomycota; Eurotiomycetes; Onygenales; Arthrodermataceae.
AUGAGAAAUGUAACUGAUUAUCUUGUGAAGUCCACGAUUCCACAGUACAAGAUGGAGGCCGAGAAAAAUACUUAUACGUUAUCCGGUAGUCUCAAAAGAUACUUUGCUUCCGGUCAAUUCGCGGAUCUUACUAUUCGGGCGGACGGUGAGGUACUCAAAGUCCAUAAAGUAGUUGUCUGCGGCCAGUCCGAAUACUUUUCUCGCAUGUUCAGCGGCGAAUGGGAAGAAACAGUUAAUAAUGAAGUUGAGCUUAAGGAGGUGGAGCCUGAUGCUGUCGCAACUAUCAUCCGUUUUCUAUAUGGAUUUGAUUAUGAUAGCAGCGGCAGCAGUGGCGCUCGUAUCUCUCCCAUGUUAUUCGAUGCGCAGAUAUAUGGGCUUGCCGAAAAAUAUGGCAUUCCAAGCCUGAAGGAGCGCGUCAAGGAAAAAUUUGCCAACUCAGUUCGCGCCUGCUGGGAUAUGGACGACUUUCCUCUAGUGAUUGAAGAGGUCUAUACCACAACCGCUUCCGCAGACCGAGGUCUUCGCGAUUUGAUAACUGGAACCUGUCAUGAGCACUUCUCCGAACUCUUGCAGAAGGAGGGAUUUAUACGGGCACUAGAGAGCUGUAUAUACUUUGCAGCAGACCUCGCGAAGCAAGGGUCACAACCUCUGCCGAAGUACCGAUGUCCCAACUGCAGUAAGGAGUGGGAAUACUUGCCCCCCGCUUUACGGCACAUUCCAAGGAACCAGGCUAUAAAUGGAAAUUACUAUCUGAUUAUUACUUUCAAAUUACUCGAUUAG